Messenger RNA from Alexandromys fortis (reed vole), 2079 nucleotides. RefSeq names its product ADAM metallopeptidase domain 18 (gene Adam18). The record is from RefSeq and is a predicted model, not a curated record. Gene Ontology annotation, biological process: binding of sperm to zona pellucida; cell adhesion; male gonad development. Bases 1 to 2079 code for a protein of 692 amino acids. Gene Ontology annotation, molecular function: metalloendopeptidase activity. NCBI's taxonomy places the organism in Eukaryota, Metazoa, Chordata, Mammalia, Rodentia, Cricetidae. Gene Ontology annotation, cellular component: plasma membrane. The transcript is spliced from 18 exons.
AUGCGGUUUUUGGUAGCAACUCUAAUGAAGAUUUAUCCUGAGGAGGAACUAAAGGAAAGCUUUGAACGAGUGGCUUAUGUCAUUUCAAUUGAUGGGAAAUCCCACUCUCUGCGUCUCACGAACUACUCAUUCUUAUCCCAGGAUUUUUUGGUUUAUACAUAUGAUAAAAAUGGAUCGUUUUAUACUGACUUUUCACACAUUAUGCCGCAUUGCCAUUACCGAGGGUAUGUUGAUGAAUUUCCAGAUUCCACUGUGACCCUCAACAUCUGCUCUGGCCUCAGGGGAUUCCUACAGUUUGAAAAUAUCACCUAUGGAAUUGAACCACUGGAGUCUUCAGCAAGAUUUGAGCACAUAGUUUAUCAAGUGAAAAAUGGCAAUUCAACGUUAGCAAAAAAUUACAGUCGCAUUUGGCAAACAGACCAGCUGGAUAAAGGUCAUUUCGAUGCACAGGAUAAAAAUGAUUCACAACUAUUACCUCAAAGUCUAAAACUACACAUGAUAGUGGGAAAAUCUUUGUACGAUUAUAUGGGAUCCAACAUUAUGGCCGUAACACAGAAAAUUUUCCAGAUUAUUGAGCUUGUCAACACAAUGGUUACUCAGCUGGAACUGACGAUUGUGUUAGCCUCCUUGGAACUGUGGGCAGAUAAAAAUCAAAUUUCUACUGAUGGAGAUGCUAAUGACAUUUUACAAAGACUUUUGGAUUGGAAACGAGACUAUCUUACCCUACAGUCCCAUGAGAUAACACACUUACUCAUUUACAGGAAACAUCCAAAAAAUAUUGGAGCAACAUCACCGGGUGAAAUAUGCAAUAAAAGCUCUUUUGCGGGUAUUGUCAUGUAUCCAGAAGACAUAGGUUUGGAGGGAUUAUCGGUAGUUAUCACUCAGCUGAUUGGCCUUCAAAUAGGAUUGUCAUAUGAUGAUGUCAGUAAUUGUUCCUGUCCCAGAGCUCCAUGCAUAAUGCAACAGGGAGCCAUGAGUUCCAGUGGGGUGAAGACUUUUAGCAACUGUAGCAUGCAUGACUACAAGCACUAUGCCUCAAAAUUUUUUGAGGGAUGCCUUGGCAACCUUUCAGAUGUGCAAAAAUUAGCACAGAGUCAGCCCGUGUGUGGUGACGGAAUUGUGGAAGCUAAUGAAGAGUGUGACUGUGGAAAUGACAUGGAAUGCCAGUUUAAAGAGUGCUGCAACUUUGAAACAUGCAGGCUGAAAGCCUCUGCAAAGUGUGGCUCUGGACGAUGUUGCACACCAAGCUGUGAGCUGUCACCAGCAGGCACUCCCUGUAGGAAGGCUGUUGACCCGGAAUGUGACUUCACAGAAUACUGCAAUGGAUCCUCUAACCACUGUGUUCCCGACACCUUUGCGCUGAAUGGUCACUUGUGCAGGCUGGGAGCUGCGUACUGCUACAACGGACGGUGCCAAGCUCUCAACGACCAGUGUGUCGGUUUAUUCGGAAAGGGUUCGAAAGGCGCCUCCUAUGCCUGUUUUGAGAAAGUUAAUUCACCACGUGGAAAACUGGCAAGCUGUGGUUUUAAAAAUUCAUCCCAAUGUGCACAAAAGGAUGUUCUCUGUGGGAAAUUAGCUUGCUUUCAGCCACACAAGAAUCAAAAAAGCGCAGCCCGGUCUGUGGUAUAUUCAUACGUCCAUAACAGGGUGUGCCUGUCCACGCCUCCCGGGUUAUCUAUGAGGUCAGAUGGCAGAGAUUAUGCGUUUGUGGCUGAUGGCACUGUGUGUGGACCCCAGAUGUAUUGCAUAAACAGAACUUGCCAAGAAGUUGAUCUAACAAGAAAUGACUGUAAUGCCUCUAAGAAGUGCAAAGGGAAUGGGGUAUGUAAUAACUUUGGUCAUUGCCAAUGCUUUCCUGACUACAUGCCUCCAGACUGUAAACUACAGAUUGGGUCACCAGGGGGCAGCAUCGACGAUGGAAACGUUCUCAAAUCAGACAUAAUUUUGAUGGCAAAGAGCUUCAGCAAGCAUCAGGACAGCUGGAUGAUCCUGGGCUUCUUCAUCGUUCUGCCUUUUGUCCUAAGUCUCAUCAUUGGGAUCAUGAGGAGAAACGAGAGGAGAAUCCUGCCUCAGAGAUAA